Abrus precatorius (Indian licorice) is the source of this 1512-nucleotide messenger RNA. RefSeq names its product probable serine/threonine-protein kinase PBL28. Lineage: Eukaryota; Viridiplantae; Streptophyta; Magnoliopsida; Fabales; Fabaceae. Gene Ontology annotation, molecular function: ATP binding; protein kinase activity. The record is from RefSeq and is a predicted model, not a curated record. The transcript is spliced from 10 exons. Gene Ontology annotation, biological process: protein phosphorylation. The coding region runs from base 1 to 1512 and encodes 503 amino acids.
AUGCAUGUUGACAAUGCGAUUGCUAUGGGGUCUAAGGCUGCCCCUACUCAUUCUGAUUCAACUUUUAUAUCCCAACAAAUCAACCUACAAAUUAUACGUUUUAAGGAACUGGAGAAAAAAAUGAGUGAAUUUGCCAUGAUCUUUGUGCGUAAUUCAUUGAAGUUCAAGUGUUACUGGCUUGCUGAGGCUUUGUUCACUUUCAAGGGUUCGCUUAGAGGUCCACAGCAAUUCGGAUGCAGCAUUGUGAAAUAUCCAUGUCAAAUGCAAUGGCCUUGUCUUGACUGCUAUAAACUAAAAGAUCCAGGUGGAAUGACAGCAAAGAUAGAAGGGAAUAAUGACAUUCCAACUCUCACACCCCUUCAAGAAGUUCAAGUUAAAAAACCAGGAGGAAGAAGGACUGCUUCCAUAGUUGGUAGUGUUGUUGCUGCCUCAAUCAUCAUUGUCAUUGUAGUCAUUGUCUAUAUCUGCUUGAUGCGUGUUAAAAGAUUUAUGAGGCAAGCAUCUGAGACUGCUUCUUCUAUGCCUUCUCCCACUUUUGAGAUGGGAAGAGUCAACAACUCGCAGUAUGUUAAUGCUUUCUCUUCACAUUAUACGCAGAACACAAGGCAGUUAACAAUUUUGGAGCUAGAACAAGCUACACAAAACUUCAGUCAUAAUAAUAUUAUAGGUGAAGGUGGAUUUGGUUUUGUAUACAAAGGCUUGCUUCAAGAUGGAUCUAUUGUGGCUAUAAAAAGGCGUCUAUUUACUGUGACACGGGAUUUCAUCCGCGAGGUGAAUCAGAUAGGUCACAUUCACCACAUUCAUCUUGUCAAGCUUAUUGGCUAUUAUGAAGAUAGCUAUCAACAAUUACUUGUUUAUGAAUAUCUCCCUAAUGGUAACGUGGGGAAUCAUCUAUAUGACAAUGAAGGUUUGCCUAUUGGAAGAUUAGAUUUGUGGAGAAGGUUAUCUAUUGCUUUAGGUGCAUCCAAAGGAGUGGAACAUCUUCACAGUUUGGUCCCUCCUUUGGUUCACACAAAUUUUAGAACUAGCAAUGUUCUGUUAGAUGAAAAUUAUACAGCCAAGGUUUCUGAUUAUGGAUUCUCCAAAUUUCAAUCAAAAGUUGAUCAAGCUGGUUCAUCUUCAAAUAUAGACUGCUUCCUUGACCCAGAGUUGAACUUAUCACAAAACUAUUCGGAGGAAAGUGAUGUAUACAGUUUUGGGGUCUUCUUACUAGAGUUGAUUAGUGGCUGUGAAGCACAUAACAGAAACAUGUCACACCCACGUGAAAAUCUUGUAUUUCAGGCAAAAAAUAGCAUUGAGUUGGACAACUUUGUUGACGUAACGCUGGGAGACCAAGAAAAGCAUGUUGCUACACGAAUGAUAAAGUUGGCGUUGCUGUGUUUGGAUGUGACUUCUCGAAGACCAUCAAUGGCACAAAUUGUGCAUGAGUUAGAGCGGAUUCAAAGAGAAAUUGUUCCUCAAUUCAACGAGGAGAUUGGUGCAGUGACCCUUGGGAGUGAACUCUUUCAAUAA